This is a messenger RNA of Argentina anserina (silverweed cinquefoil), 4851 nucleotides long. Its product is annotated as disease resistance protein RPV1-like. Gene Ontology annotation, biological process: signal transduction; defense response. The transcript has 5 exons. Lineage: Eukaryota; Viridiplantae; Streptophyta; Magnoliopsida; Rosales; Rosaceae. The record is from RefSeq and is a predicted model, not a curated record. Gene Ontology annotation, molecular function: ADP binding.
UUCACUUUCGGUGAGAGUUUCCUAGAUCGAAGCUCACAGCAAAAACAGUGAUCAGUACACCUAUUGAAACCCUCCUCCUCUUCUGACCCUUCUUCAUUUCACCCGAAACCAACAACUCAGAUCUAAUGGCCAUCCAGUUGAGGGCUUCUUCCUCAUUCUCUUGUGUUCCUACUUUCACUCGCUCAUACACACAUGAUGUGUUUCUGAGUUUUAGAGGCGAAGAUACUCGCUACGGUUUCACAGGUCAUUUGCACAAGCACUUGGUUAACAGAGGGAUCAACACCUUCAUAGAUGACGAGCUUACAAGAGGCGAAGAAAUUUCACAAUCACUUCUCCAAGCCAUGGAAGGAUCAAAGCUCUGUCUCAUCGUGUUUUCGGAAAACUAUGCAUCCUCAAAGUGGUGUCUGGAUGAACUGGUUCAUAUCCUUGAAUGCAGACAAUCUAAGAACCAAAUGGUCCGGCCAAUCUUUUACAAAGUGGAUCCAUCGCACGUAAGACACCAAAGAGGUACGUUUGGCGAGGCACUGGCAAAGCAUGAACGCAGAUUUGAAGAUGACAUGGACAAGGUGUCAAGAUGGAGAGCAGCUCUAACAGAUGCAGCAAAUUUGUCUGGAUGGCAUUACUCUACAGGGUAUGAAUCUAAAUUUAUUGAGACAAUUGUCGAAGAAAUUUCUCAAAAAGUAAGAGAACCUACCUAUUUGGCUAUGCCAAGGUGCCAAGUUGGGCUAGACUUUCCGGUAAAACUUGUGCUUGAAAUGUUAGAUGUUGGGGGAAAUAGUGUGCGCAUGGUAGGGAUAUGGGGAAUCGGUGGAAUAGGCAAGACAACAAUUGCUAAAGCUGUUUACAAUGAAACUGCCCAUAAGUUUGAUGAUAGCUGCUUUUUGGGAGAUGUAAGAGCAGGUUCAGAGCAACAUGGAGGUUUACUCAACUUACAAAAUACUCUUCUCUAUAGCAUUGUGGGUCAGAAAGGAAUGAAGAUAACCAAUGUUGAUGAAGGAAUUACAACUUUGUCAGAAAGGUUGAAACACAAAAGAAUUCUUUUAGUUGUUGACGAUGUGGAUAGUUUGAACCAGUUAAAGAAAUUAGCCGGGAGAACUGAUUGGUUUGGUCAUGGCAGCAGAGUUAUCAUUACAACAAGAGAUAUGCGUCUGUUGACUGCUCAUAGAGUUAGUCAGAUAUACAAGGCCCGGGAACUAAAGGAUGAUGAAGCUCGUAAGCUGUUCUGUGAAAAUGCCUCAAUAGCAUAUUUGAAUAUGGAUAACGAUGAAGAGCUUGCAGUGAAAAAUAUUGUUUCAUAUGCUCAAGGUCUUCCAUUAGCGCUAGAAGUUUUGGGUUCACAUCUACGUGGCACAUCUAUAGAUCAGUGGCAAGGUUCAUUAAAUGUGUACAGAAGAAGCACUCUUCAAGGGAUUCAAAAGAUUCUCAGAAUCAGUUACAGUUCCCUGGAAGAACAAGAAAGACAAAUAUUUCUUGACAUUGCAUGCUUCUUCAAAUAUAAAAACAAGAAUGAUCUGAUAAGAAUAUUGGAUGGCUGUGGUUACACUAACUCUGCAUCUAGUAUUGAAUUUCUUGGGCAAAAGGCCCUCUUAACUACUGAAUAUCAUCAAAUUUGCAUGCACGAUUUGCUAGAAGAGAUGGGAAAAGAAAUAGUUCAUGAAGAAUCCCCUAAAGAGCCUGUUCGCCGCAGCAGAUUGUGAGAUCACAGAGAUGUUCUCCAAGUUCUAACUGAGGACACAGGAACAAGUAACAUUGAAGGCAUAAUUGUAAAGAUGCCUACAGCCAAGGAGAUACACUUGAAUCCUAAAUGCUUCAAAAUGAUGGAAAGACUUAAAAUCUUUAUAAACGUCAAUGGCCGGUUUGUCGGAAAGGUUAAGUAUUACCCGACUCAACUGCGGUUACUUGAUUGGCCAGAAUGUCCCUUACAAUCUCUGCCCUCCAAUUUCAAUAUGAAGAAAAUGGUCGAACUUAACCUGCGUGGCAGCCACAUCUCACGUUUUGGAAAAGGAUUCAAGAGUAUGCCAAAUCUGACAUCCCUAAAUUUGAAGAAAAACAAAUUCCUUAAACAGAUCCCCGACGUUUCUGGAUGCCCAAACUUAGAGUUCCUGAAUCUAAGCAAGUGUACAAGUUUAGUGGAGGUUCACUCUUCGGUCGGAUCCCUUGAAAAGCUUAUUAAGCUGGAUCUUUACAGCUGCCAUAACCUUGUAAAGCUACCAGACAAGGUCAACUGGAGAUCUCUUCAAGACAUUAAUCUUCAAUUUUGCUAUAGGCUGGAGAGAUUCCCAGAAAUAGUGGGAGAAAUGAAAUACAUAACAGAGUUCGAACUAUACUACACUGGAAUCAAAGCAUUGCCUUCAUCCAUUCGGAAUCUAAUCAACCUUGAAACCUUGAGGUACAGAUGUGGAAACCUCAUAGAUCUACCUCGCAGCAUUCCAUUGCAAAAGUUACGUGAAUUUAAUUUGACCUGGUGCCCAAAACUGGAAGUGGUAUACUCGGAAGUUUUAAAUCACGACCAUGAUUUCUCGCCAGAUCCAGGCAAUUUGGCGCCUCCUCGGCUGCGUAGUUUCACUGUGGGAAAAUGCAAUUCAGCUGAUUUCGAUAUCAUGGCAUCCCUUGGUCUUCCAUCCACUUUAUGUUCACUUAACUUAUCAGGAUGCCCCAUUGUUUUUCUUUCCGAACGCAUCAUCAAGAAAUUAAUCAAUUUGACGUCGCUUUAUUUGAGCGACUGCAGGAGACUCGUAGAAAUUCCAGAGCUUCCAUCAGGUGUUGAAAUGUUGGAUGUGAGGGGUUGCGUAUCAUUGGAGAGAAUAUCACUGUUGUCAAACAUUGCGGAGCGUAAAGAAUCACAAAUGAUUAAAAUAAUGGACUUGGCUGAUUGCUGGAGACUGUGGCGAAACUUGGUUGGCAGUGUGGAAGAUGAUGAGGUGCUUGCAGAUCUCUUCUCUCUACUCCUAUCUUCUCAGCUAUCCCCUUUCACAAUUAAAUUUCCAGUUCCAAGAAGCGAGAUUCCAAAGUGGUUCAGCUGCCAAAUGGAUUUCAAGGGGCAUCGACUGUUUCAAUUCUGGAUUGAAGCACUCCCAAAUUUCAAAUGGGACAACACUGGAUUGGCUCUCUGUGUUGUUGUUGAUCCGCAUGAGUACGAUUUGCACUGUUUUAUGGUAUAUAUUCACAUCAAUGAAGUGUGUGUGUGGCAUCUCCCCUUACGGUUCCUUUAUUCUACGGAUUGGAAUCAUGCGUGGGUGCAGUAUGUUCCAUUCCUUGACAUGUGGCGAGUUGAUUCUACGCUUCCAGUGCCACCUUUUACUUGUCGAGUCACUAUUCAUCAAGACCAUUCCUGUAAGGUGUUCUUAAAAAGCUGCGGGGUGCACCUGGUAACGCCACUCAAGGAAGACGUUUGUAUGAAGCUAAUCCGUGCGGAGAACCUCACCAGUAAACUUUCUGAUGAUGAAGUUUCUCAGAUCAGAGCAGAGGACUGACUGCAAAAAAUUAUAUACAGAUGCACUACUGGAGAACCAAAAUCUGUAAUAAUCACUAAUGCAGCUAAGUAUUAUGUAUAUCGGAAUCAAUUCUCGGAGACAGGUCUGCAUUUCAAGUUCUCCCUUCUUUGUUAUCUUUGGAGUUUCAAACUGAUUCGUAUUAUUAACUAUUGAUUUCAUGUAACUACUAAAUUCUAAAAUUGUAUCAGUGAAAGGAACAUUACAUUUCUGAUUUCACCAAUGAACUUGUAGAUGCACGUUAUCUAUUCACUUGCAAGUUCUUUCUAUUUAUUUCCUCACCAUAAAGUAAAGAGUGAUCAGAUCGUGCGUGUUGCAAUCAUGCACGAACAAAUUUACUGUUUCUAAUUUGAAUGCAUGAUAUUGAACCCAGCAAGACCAUUGCACAUCUCUCAGUAUUCCAAAACACGAAGCCAAAAUAUGGUCCUCAGUUUUGCUUUUGCUCACUAGCUAACUCUAACUCGCACUCAUAAGUCUCAUUGAUAUGAACAUGCUUUAUCUUCAACUGUAUUAGUUGCCUACAGGGGCUAGCUUUGACAAGAGAAGCAUUGCUCUUAUAUGAAUAACAAUACCUGCCAACGUUUUCAUUCUUGUAGCAAUGACGCCUUUUUUACCAGAUUAAUAUCUGAAGUGUACUUAAACCUGUUCGACACUUUGCCUCAACCAUUCUUCUAUGUUAGGUAGGCUUGGAAGAGUAGUGGAUGCAUACGAGUUUGUUCAAGGGUUGGGUGAAGAGGGUUAUGUGAUGGAAAUUUGGGGAUCACUUCGUGGUGCAGGCAGACAUUUCAUAAACAAUUUGAACUGGGCAAGAUUAUUGCGUAUAAAUUGCUUGAAAUAAAAGCUGCAAUGACAAGGCACGCUACCACGUUUUGCUGUCGAUGCCGGAAAACGACAGAUAUGAGCGCGUGAUUUUGAUCUUUUAUCACUGGUACUAUCUAAUGGAGUAAUGGUUCUUUAAUAUGCAACAAUGUAUAUUGUACUUUUCGGAGAAGAUAUAAUUUCAGGAAUUUGGCGAACCUGUAAAUUUAAUUUAUUCUUUCUAUUAGAAAUAGGAAUUUACGUAUAAGAAAGAAAGCUAACAGAUUGCUGUGGAAAGAGUUAUGGAAGUAUCCCACUUUUACUUUUGAUUCUGAAUCGUAGGAAUUCUGUUGCUUGUAAACAACAGUCGUAGGGGAUUCUCUUCCGAUAUUGGUCAACUUAAAAUGUCGAAGAAAGCCUAAACUAGGCUGAUAUGGUUACCUUCAAAAUUUGUAUACUCUCUGUAGAUAAAAGAUGUGGUCGUUGUGUAGAGGUGGAGGAACUAUGGAGACUGGUUAAAGCCAUGGAUAUCAAGAAACUGUGGGGGUUCUGUUUCUUGGAG